Arabis nemorensis is the source of this 588-nucleotide messenger RNA. NCBI's taxonomy places the organism in Eukaryota, Viridiplantae, Streptophyta, Magnoliopsida, Brassicales, Brassicaceae. The record is from the annotation of a GenBank genome assembly.
AUGCUUACAAAUUCUAGAGAUUGCAGAGUAUUUGGCUAUUCUGAUGAUAAUCUAAACCGCCAUUUCAUCCGCCGCGUCUCGAACCCAAACUGGAGGAUGAAGAAACGACGGGGAAUGGCUACUUCCAGGAGAUGUGCCCUUCUUGAUUCUCGCCAGAAUUGGGAUUCCCAUCUUCUUUUCGCUUCCUCUUCUCCUUCAAAUUAUCCUGAAGGAUGGUCUCACUCCAGAAUUGUGCGGUCAAAGAUGCUCUUGUCCAGUUUGGAUCCAAAUCCUAUUGAGUCACACAAGCGGCUAAUUAUAUCAAAGAAUGUUGUCAUGCUUACUGGUAGAGCUGCUGAUUGUUUGAGAAUCGCUUUAAGAGAUUAUAAUCUGAAGUUUACCAUGAUUCUUAGUGAUCCUAAUUUAGCAUCCUUUCCCGCUUUAUCCGAGUUUAAGGAGUUGCAAGAAGAGGCUAGGUUAAGCGGGGAAGAUAUUGGCGAUAGUUUCCGAGCACUGUCUCAUGCCGCAGCCGCAGGUAUCUCGACGUUCUUCACCGUACCAAGAUUGAUUGAGGAAAUGCUGCAAUUAACGCUGGAGCUGAGUCAUUGA